Molecule: messenger RNA, 2822 nt
Organism: Hibiscus syriacus
Lineage: Eukaryota; Viridiplantae; Streptophyta; Magnoliopsida; Malvales; Malvaceae
Product: pumilio homolog 2-like
Exons: 5
Coding region: 387-2474 (695 amino acids)
Biological process (GO): post-transcriptional regulation of gene expression
Cellular component (GO): cytoplasm
Molecular function (GO): mRNA binding
Source: RefSeq, a predicted model, not a curated record
AGAGAGUAUAUGUGUAUGUAAUAUUUCAUACGGUUCUUAAAAGUAACCAUAUGUGAUCUUCCUUCAAUCUUUGCAUGUCUCACCAAAUUAUUCACAAAAGAAAACCCAAAACCCAGAAAAUGGAUUUAUUCUGUUAUAGUUGAAAUGCCAUUUGGAAAAAGAACGAAAGGGUAAAAAUAUUGUUCCUUUUCUGGUUGGUUUCAUAAUCUGAGCAAAACACAGAUGAUAAAAAGCGGUAAUCUAUUCUGGGUAUUUGUUGUUUCACAUCUGAUGUUCUUCUUUUGAUUGUUUCUUCUUGUGGCUGUUGUUGUUGUUGUUUUGUCUAUUUGUUUUGUUUUGGUUUGGUUUCUGGUUCUGUUUGUUUUUCCUUUUUGUCUGUCUUUCUGAUGUUGGAAUCCACCGCCGAGAAGAAGAAGAGAGGAAACAUGGAUGAUGAUGAUGAGUUUGAAACGAUAUUAGAUGAGAUCCCUCAUGCAACAUCACAUCAUCAUCAAAAUGAGUCAUUUAAUGGUAUGUAUGGUCUUGUGUAUGAUGAUGACCCAUCAAGCUAUUUCCAUAACCAUACACAUGCUUCCCCUGGAAGCGGUUUCUCUUUACUGUCAGAUGGCUCUUCUUCGAGUUUGUCUAAUGGAUCACCACCUCCACCGCCAUUAGAUGACCUUAAGCCACACUUGUCAAAUGGAUUGUUUAUGGAUUCAACUAUUAGGCAAAAGGCCAGUAUUGAUUGCUUGUUUGGUGAACUGGAUCUUUGCAGGACUCGUAGUAAAAUGUAUAUUAGCAAUGAUCAAGAGAAUUUCGGUUCUAGUUUUAGAGAUUUUUCACUUGAGCCCAAUGGGAUUCGAAAACAUGGGGCUUGUGAUGAACUUAGGAAAGGGUUUGCUGAUUUUGUGGGUCUUCAAUCCCCUGUUUCUAUGAGUGUUCCAUCAAGUGUCAAUGGUGGGAGGAAUAUGGCAUUUUCUGGAUUUCCACAGCAGGAAUAUCCCCAAAUGUAUCUUGGUCGCCAGGAUGCUUUGGGUUCGCCUAGGGGAAUGAAUAAUUUGAAUGGUACAAUGAGGUCUCCAUGGCAGAAAAAAGAGCUAGCUUGUAACUAUUAUCAGAGAGGGAAUUCUCUGAAUGAUCUUCUGAUGAAUGAUGCUUUAAUCUAUGGUCAAAGAAACAGUAUGAAUGGGAAUGAUGGAAGAGGUAAGCUGAAUUUUCAUGCUUCUCCCUGGUUUGUUCAAGCGAACCGUAAUCUGAGCAUUGGAAGCCUGUUAAAUUGGGGGCUUCCAUUAUCCAAUGGUUUGUCUAGAUCCCAUUCAAAUGUUGGAAUCCCAAAUGAGAGUAGUUUCAUUAUUCAAGGUGAUGGUUUAAAUUUUGUAAUCAACAAGGGGCAGGAGAUUGGUGCAAGUAAGCAUCGAGAAGGAAGGUUGCAACUUGAUAAUUGGUCUCACUUUGCUGCAGCUAGUGGAAAUGCUAAGAAUGCUAAGUUAUAUAACUCAUUCUCUUUGCCGGCUAAGUGUAACUCUUUGGCCGAAGCUCGUGGAUAUAUAUACUUAAUGGCAAAAGAUCAACAUGGUUGUAGGUUCUUACAGCUGCUAUUCGAUGAGGGUACCCUAGAGGAUGUCGAAAUAAUAUUUAAGGAGAUCAUUGAUCAUGUAGUUGAACUGAUGAUGAACCCAUUUGGGAAUUAUCUUAUGCAGAAGUUAUUGGAAGUGUGCAAUGAAGAACAGAGAAUGCAGAUUUUGUUAAUGGCUACAGAGGAACCAGGGCAGCUAGUUAAAAUAUCUCUAAACACACACGGCACCCGUGUAGUGCAAAAGUUGAUCGAGACUCUGAAGACCAGGCAGCAAAUUUCACUGAUUAUAUCAUCUCUUGAACCUGGUUUCUUAUCUCUCAUUAAGGACCUGAAUGGGAAUCAUGUUGUGCAGCGUUGCUUGCAAUGCCUUAGCUGUGAAGAUAACAAGUUUAUUUUUGUUGCUGCUGCGAAGUAUUGUGUUGAUAUUGCAACUCAUCAACACGGCUGUUGCGUUUUGCAACGAUGCAUUAGUCAUUCCUCUGGGGAAUAUUGGGAAAAACUGGUUGAACAAAUAUCCACCAAUGGGCUCCUACUUGCACAAGACGCGUAUGGAAAUUAUGUUGUUCAGUUUAUUUUGGAGAUAAAAAUUCCAUCUGCCACUUUGACUCUGAUUUCUCAAUUCGAAGGGAAUUACGGGCACCUCUCAUCGCAGAAGUUCAGCAGUCAUGUGGUUGAAAAAUGUCUCGUGGUGUUAAAUGACGAGAGCCGAUCGAAAAUCAUUAACGAAUUGCUCUCUACAACUCACUUUGAACGAUUGCUUCAAGAUCCACAUGCAAAUUAUGUUGUGCAAACUGCACUCCGUGUGUCUGAGGGAGCUCUGCACAAUUCGCUCGUCGAAGCAAUCGAGUCCCAUAAAGCACUAUCGCGCAACAGCCCGUAUUCGAAGAGGAUUCUCUCCCAGAAGCUUCUCAGAAAGUAAUGUACAUUCUUACCAUCCCUGAAAGAAGCUGUCUUCUGUCGUUUUGUGUCUCUGUUACCGUAGUUUUCUACCGUCCAUUAAAAUCGUCAUAUAUAUAAAUGGAAACCGGAAAGAGGGCUCGCUCCUUCGACUCGAGGAAGAGUUUUUGUCUUCUCAAAAUGGCAUGGAAUCCCUUGUGCUCAGAAGAGUGUAAAAGAUAAAGCAACUUUUGAACUAAGUUGCUUAAAUUUUGGACAUUGUAUUAUUUAUGUUGUUUUGUUGGUCUCUAUCUAUGCCACUGGAUGUUUAUUUUGCAUUUUUUCCUCCGUAUUGGAUGCAUUUUUUUUCCUGUCCGAAUGAAGAAAUUCG